AUGCCAACCUCAUCCCCGUCCUCCCUCCCCCCCUCCACCUCCCCAACCAUCACCCUCACAAACCCAACCCCCAAAGAACGCAUCCGCACCUGGCUCUACAACCAGACAGAAUGGGGCAACAGCCUCACCGUCCCCGCCUACCUCGAGCGCGAGGAAUACCUCCUCUCCAUCCCCCUCGCCCGCAACGGCGGCAUCACCAACUGGAUCCUCACAGACUCUAGCUUUCCCGUCUCCUCCUCCAAGGAUGAUGAUGAUGAUGAAGAGCGGCCCGUGCUCGCCGCCUGCGAGACCCUGCGCAAACGCGCCCUCGUCAGGGACCCCGUCUCCGGAACGGUGCGCGACGUCGUGGCGUACGGCGUCGCCAGCGUCUUCACCAACAAGGCGUUCCGCGGGAGGGGGUACGCGGGCAAGAUGAUGGAGCUGCUGAGGGGCUACAUGGCCGGCCAGCACCGGGAAACGGGCGGCGGCGAGCCCGCCUUUUCCGUCCUCUUUUCAGACAUUGGCAAGCAGUUCUACGCAAAGCACGGCUGGAUCCCCCUCGAGAACACGCAGCUCGAGUACCGCGUGAGGGAACAAAAAACCCCCCCCGAACCGGAACCGGAACCAAGCAGCAGCAACAACAACAACAACAACAACAACAUUACUCUUCUGGGCGAAGAGCAUCUUUCGGAACUCGCAGAGAAAGACGAGGCGCUUCUCCGAAAGGAAAUCGCAAAGCCUAACCCUGUGGACGCGUCAAAGACGAGGGUCGCUGUGAUUCCGGACGUGGAUGCUUUGCAGUGGCACUUGUAUCGCGAGGGCUUCAUCUGUAACGCUUCCUUUGGCAGGAAACCCUCCGUUCACGGCGCGCUGUACACCUCUCCCUCGACGGGAUCUCGUGUCUGGGCCUGGUUCGAGAGGAACCAUUACGGCGGCCCUGAGAAGCCGGAGAAGAACCUCUUGAGUUUCCUCCGCUUUGUCAUUGAGGACGAGAGCAUUCCCGAUGAAGAGCUGUCCGAGGCAGUCGUGGGCAUUUUCCGGGUCGCGGAGAGGGAGGCCAGGGACUGGAAAUGCUCAAAGGUCGAGAUCUGGAAUCCCAACGCCAGAGUCAGGAGGGCUGCUGAGGCUGCUGCUGAAUUUCAGACUACGUUUGUUGUAAGGCAAGACAAGAACUUGGCCAGUCUGAACUGGUUCGGCGAGGGGUCUGCGGAAGACUUGGACUGGGUUGCCAACGAGAGAUUCGAGUGGUGCUAG
Molecule: messenger RNA, 1233 nt
Organism: Trichoderma citrinoviride
Lineage: Eukaryota; Fungi; Ascomycota; Sordariomycetes; Hypocreales; Hypocreaceae
Exons: 1
Coding region: 1-1233 (410 amino acids)
Source: RefSeq, a predicted model, not a curated record